AUGGAAGCCUCUGAAUUUGCUCUUUCACUCGCUCAGGAUGAACAUGGGCAAAUAUCAGGCACGCACUCUAUUGCGGCGGGACUCGACUACCCGGGGGUGGGGCCGAAACAGUCGUGGCGGAAGGAUAGCGGGCGUGCGGGUGUCCAAGUCGCGGGUGACGAUGCGCACGCCAUCGAGGCCCUCCAACUCUUGGCACGCACCAAAGGAAUAAUUAGUGCACCGGCCCAUGCGGUCUACCACGCCAUGCAGGUGAGGUUUAUCUCUUUCGAGACGAGGUUCUGGGUGUUGUGCUGA
Ectocarpus sp. CCAP 1310/34 is the source of this 294-nucleotide messenger RNA. Lineage: Eukaryota; Phaeophyceae; Ectocarpales; Ectocarpaceae. The record is from the annotation of a GenBank genome assembly.